Messenger RNA from Hyaloperonospora brassicae, 1563 nucleotides. The record is from the annotation of a GenBank genome assembly. NCBI's taxonomy places the organism in Eukaryota, Oomycota, Peronosporomycetes, Peronosporales, Peronosporaceae.
AUGGCAACGCCUCUCGAGCGACGAGACAGCGUCGCGUCAGGCCCCGACGUGGCCAGCGACAGGGACGCGAGCGCCGACGACCGGUCGACGACGAGCGCAGAGCCGCCGCUCGAGGCCGCGACGGACGCCCAAGUCGCGCGGCAAGAGGCGCUGCGCACGCUGCGCUUGGCCUUUGUCGGCAACGUGGACAGCGGCAAGUCGAGUCUGAUCGGGACGCUGAUCAAAGGCGACCUGGACGACGGCCGCGGGCUGUCGCGGCAGGCCGUGUUCCGCCACAAGCACGAGGUCGAGUCGGGCCGCACGAGUAGCGUCGCGACGGCGUACUUGGGCUUUAACGACGCGGGGGAACAGAUACUGUCCAAGAGGGCCGGGAAGCUGCUGCCGUGGGCAGAGCUGGCGAAGGUCGCGCACAAGCGGAUCCAGUUGAUCGACUUGGCGGGCCACGAGAAGUACCUCAAGACGACUGUGUUUGGACUCACGGGGAUGCAGCCCGACGUUGUGGUCGUCGUCGUGGGCGCGAACAUGGGCGUCAAGCGGAUGACGCAGGAGCACUUGGCCAUUGCCGUCGCACUCGAGAUUCCGAUUGUUGUGGCGCUGACGAAGAUUGACAUUGCCCCGAAGAACGUGGCCAAGCAGACGCUCACGACGGUCCGUCAGACGCUUCGACGCUACGGAAAGAUGGCUAUGCUAGUGAAAACAACGGAGCAGGCGGUGACGGCAGCCAAAGGUAUCCCGUCGAACCGCAUUACGCCGAUCUUGCCCAUUUCGAAUGUCACGGGAGACGGUUUGGACAAUUUGCGCCGGAUACUAUACGAGACGUCGCCGCUGGCACUGUUUAAAGCUGGGCUGUCUGCGUCGACGCUCGCUACGACCAAGUCGAUGAACCAAGAGGAAAGCAUUGCAGUUGAAACGCCGGUAGGUACGGGGGAGUCGAAGAAGAAGAUAGCAGCCACAAGUGACGUGGUCGAAAUGCCGAUCGACGAGACGUACCAAGUACCUGGCGUCGGGCUCAUUUUGGCAGGGACACUGGUGACUGGAAGCUUCAAGAUCAACGACGUGUUGCAGAUCGGACCCGAUUACAACGGCAGCUUCCACAAAGUUACCGUGCGAAGCAUGGAAUCGAUGUACAUGCCGCUGAAAGAGCUCGUUCCGGGACAAACGGCGGCUGUCGCUGUGCGGUCGGUGAACAAGAAGUUCGUGCUUACUCGGUCAACUUUUCGCAAGGGAAUGAUCUUGCUGAGCCCUGAGAUCAAGGUGAGCGACUACGUGUCGCGCGUGUUUGAAGCUCGUGUGGUGAUCCUCCACCACCAAACUACCGUCACUGUCGGCUACCAGCCCAUGGUCAACUGCCGUACCGUACGACAGACCGCGGAGAUCAUAUCGUUUGAAUCAGACCAGGACGUCAUUCGCACGGGAGACCGAGCCCUCGUGCGUUUCCGGUUCAUGCACGCGCCAGAGUUUCUGAAGAAGGGCAUGCGCUUUGUGUUCCGCGACGGGCAAGCAAAAGGGAUUGGUAAAGUCGUUCGGGUAAUACCCGCGGAGCAAUGCGAGCCGACGCUGUAA